UCAUACUCACUUCCUCUCCUUUCCAGAUACUCAUUUCCUCUCAUCUUCAUCCUCCUCCUCCGCCUUCUAUGGCCGUUGUCCGUGACCGCCGCCAGCUCAAUCUCCGCCUUCCUUUACCUGAACCCUCCUCACGCCGGCCUCGUUUCCCUUUACCGAUCCCUCCUCCUAUCUCAACCACCGCUGCUGCUGCUGCUACUACUACAAACACUACUGCUUCUUCCGCAGCAAAUAUCUCUUGCAACGAUCUCGAAAAGCUCCAUGUUAUAGGCCACGGGAAUGGUGGCACUGUUUACAAAGUGCGUCAUAGAAAGACUUCCCAGGUCUACGCUCUGAAAGUGGUCCAUGCUGACACGGACGACGCUCUUGUUCGCCGCCAGGUCUUUCGCGAAAUGGAAAUCCUCCGCCGUACGGAUUCUCCUUAUAUUGUUCACUGUCAUGGUAUUUACGAGAAGCCGACAGGUGAUAUAGCUAUUUUAAUGGAGUAUAUGGAUUUGGGUACUCUUGAUACACUUUCGCAGAAAGAGGGUACUUUCAGUGAAUCUAAACUUGCCCAUAUAGCUCGGCAGGUUCUAAACGGAUUGAAUUAUUUGCAUACCCACAAAAUAAUACAUCGUGAUAUUAAGCCUUCUAAUUUGCUAGUGAAGAAAGGUAUGGAAAUGGAAGUGAAGAUCAGUGACUUUGGUGUUAGUAAAAUUAUGUGUAGAACUCUAGAUGCUUGUAAUUCUUAUGUGGGUACCUGUGCUUAUAUGAGUCCUGAACGCUUCGAUCCUGAUACUUAUGGAGGCAACUAUAAUGGAUAUGCUGCUGAUAUAUGGAGCUUGGGGCUCACUUUACUGGAACUUUAUUUGGGUCAUUUCCCAUUUCUUACGCCGGGACAGAGACCCGAUUGGGCUACCCUUAUGUGCGCUAUAUGCUUCGGUGACCCGCCGAGCUUGCCGGAGAAUUCGUCGGAAGAGUUCAGGAGCUUCGUUGAGCGCUGCUUGCAGAAGGAGUCCAGUAAGAGGUGGACAGCGUCUCAGCUACUGUCACACCCCUUUGUAUGUAAAGAUCUAAGAUCCGACAGAUGAAACCGGAAACUUGACCCGAAAACCCUUCACCUGAGUUUCUGUAUAUAAACGGCCGGAUCUGAAAAUGUUUUUAGUUUUUUUUUUUUUUUUUGUACAUUCUCUUGUAAGGUAGAAUCAAAUUUUACCUUUUUUAUUCAAUUUUUAUUCCAUCAAAGCAGUGAUUUUCUUUUA
This is a messenger RNA of Ricinus communis (castor bean), 1238 nucleotides long. RefSeq names its product mitogen-activated protein kinase kinase 9. Gene Ontology annotation, molecular function: ATP binding; protein serine/threonine kinase activity. Bases 69 to 1067 code for a protein of 332 amino acids. The transcript has a single exon. Gene Ontology annotation, cellular component: cytoplasm. Gene Ontology annotation, biological process: protein phosphorylation. The record is from RefSeq and is a predicted model, not a curated record. Lineage: Eukaryota; Viridiplantae; Streptophyta; Magnoliopsida; Malpighiales; Euphorbiaceae.